Seriola aureovittata is the source of this 2326-nucleotide messenger RNA. It is a transcript of the gene smg9, whose product is annotated as SMG9 nonsense mediated mRNA decay factor. Gene Ontology annotation, biological process: nuclear-transcribed mRNA catabolic process, nonsense-mediated decay. The transcript has 13 exons. NCBI's taxonomy places the organism in Eukaryota, Metazoa, Chordata, Actinopteri, Carangiformes, Carangidae. Bases 291 to 1817 code for a protein of 508 amino acids. The record is from RefSeq and is a predicted model, not a curated record.
GCUACCAAACAAGCGCACUGGCGGAAAGCUUUAGCUAACGUUAUUUACGUCCACAGACAAGUGCUAGAGGUUGAACUAAAACGAUGUUACGAUUAAAAGUCUUUAAAUUUCAAGGAGAGUAAUGGUAAUAGGACUGCUAGUUAAGAACAGAUUUCUCGUUUCGGGGGAUAUUUCAGUAAAAGUAAAAAUACCUUUAGCUCGUCUCUGCUCGGACUGUGGUUCCAUCGUUUGUAGCUCUGUGUUGAUAUCCGUUGUGCUGUUUUAAGUCAGUAAAUCAAGCGAGUAGGGAGAUGUCAGAGUCUGGCCACAGUCAGCCCGGGAUGUACGGGCAGGGACGCAGGAGGAGGAGACGCCGGGGAGACAGAGAUGCAGGACCUCCUGGGCAAAAUCUGUCUGGUCCUAGCCGGGAUCGAGAAUACCAACCGAGGGAACGAAGGGAUGGGAGCGAGGAUCCACCAGGCCCACUCAUUCAGAAGACCCCCAUCAUUCUUGCAAAACCCCCCGGGGAAAGGGCCAAGCCAUCACAGAAUGCACCUGUCAGUGGAGCUCCAGUCUUGGAGAAGCCCAUCAUGCUAAUGAAAGCCAGGGAUGAUGGAGGGAAGCCAGGGACCCCUCCAGAGGCAGCAGCUCAGCCCUCUGGCCCUGGACCCUCAAAGAUUGAGAGGGAAGGGCAGCGACCUACCCAGCCUGUGUACCAGAUCCAAAACCGAGGAAUGGGUGCUUCUGCAUCGAGCAGCGCUGUAGACCCUAUGGUUGGCCAAGCUAAACUCCUCCCUCCAGAGAAGAUGAAGCACAGCAUUAAGCUGGUGGACGAUCAGAUGAACUGGUGUGACAGUGCCAUGGAGUACCUGAGGGACCAGACAGAUAUGUUGGUGGUGGGAGUCAUUGGCCUUCAGGGAAGUGGGAAAUCCACGAUCAUGUCACUAUUAUCUGCCAACACCCCUGAGGAAGAUCAAAGAGGUUAUGUAUUCAGAGCCCAGUCUCAAGAAAUCAAAGAAAGAGGAGGAAACCAGAGCACAGGGAUUGAUUUCUUCAUCACACAGGAGAGAGUCAUCUUCCUGGAUACACAGCCGAUCCUCAGCCCAUCUAUUCUGGACCACCUCAUCAACAACGACCGGAAGCUGCCUCCAGAGUACAACCUCCCUCAUACGUACAUUGAGAUGCAGUCUCUUCAGAUCGCUGCCUUCCUGUUUACUGUGUGCCAUGUCAUCAUUGUCGUUCAAGACUGGUUCACUGACUUAAACCUCUACAGGUUUCUUCAGACUGCUGAGAUGCUGAAACCUUCCACUCCGUCCGCAAGCCAUGACAGCACUGGCUCUUCAGGAAAUGAUGAUGGAGCAGAGUACUAUCCUCAUAUAGUGUUCCUCCAGAAUAAAGCCAAACGGGAUGAUUUCUGCCCAAGGAAUCUGAAGAACAUGCAUAUGGUGGUGGACAAAUUAAUGGCCCACUCUCAUCUCAAAUACAAAGGUACAUUGUCCAUGCUGGACUGCAAUAUCUUCCCUGGCCUGGGACAGGACUAUCUGUCACCUGAGGUCAACAUGUUCCUACUUCCUGUGCAGGACAAUGACGGCGAGGAUAAUCUGACCAAAGCAGGGUCCGGAACAUACCCGCUCUUCUCCCUGCUGCCGGGGUACAGAGGACACUCUUCCUUCUCCACCAUGGUUUCAAAACUUCGCAGCCAAAUACUGACCAUGCCCCGCUGUCAGCUGUCACACACCAUCCUCACUGAGAAGAACUGGUUCCAUUAUGCAGCUCGUAUCUGGGAUGGGGUGAAAAAGUCCUCAGCGCUGUCGGAAUACAGUCGCCUGCUCUGCUAACACCCUGGUUGAACUGCUGUUAUACACAUUACCGGCACAACCUCUUACGUCCAGUUAUCAGGUCACGCGAGGAGAAUUGUGGCCCCGAAAGUGGAGACUGUUGUUUGCAUCCUACAGGAAAGGAGGAGUGAAACGGGAAGCUCGGUCAGUGUUGAAGAGUCGAAGGGUGACACCACCUUCUAUUCACUUUGGAGAGAUUAAAAAAUAAAACCUGCAGACUCUUGCCCAAGCCCUGUCCCUGUCCUCAGGGUGUUUAAUGUUCAGCAGUGAUGAGCGAUGAAGUUUUCUGCACAUGUCUAAGUAAGAUAUGAUGACAUUUUUAUUUGCAAGUAAUUUGUUGUAACACCAGAUUUGAUGUACUGAUGCACAUGUUUUCGGAGGUGAAAAUUUAGCCUGAUUUGCCACUAUAUGACGAAAAACUGACAUGACUUGAUGUGAUUAGAGCAUUUAUGAUUUACAUGUUGGAGGUACAAUUAAAGGCAUUUUGACUGUCUUUGGCAGGGACUAAA